This is a messenger RNA of Salvelinus sp. IW2-2015, 5072 nucleotides long. It is a transcript of the gene adcy8, whose product is annotated as adenylate cyclase 8 (brain). Lineage: Eukaryota; Metazoa; Chordata; Actinopteri; Salmoniformes; Salmonidae. Gene Ontology annotation, molecular function: adenylate cyclase activity. Gene Ontology annotation, cellular component: plasma membrane. The record is from RefSeq and is a predicted model, not a curated record. Gene Ontology annotation, biological process: adenylate cyclase-activating G protein-coupled receptor signaling pathway; intracellular signal transduction; cAMP biosynthetic process.
ACUUGCUUCGCCCUACCUCCACUGACCAGCAGCUUUGCGUUCUGCAAAUGUAUUUCAUACACUGCACACUCAGCCUUAGUACCAUAUCAACCACACGAGGAAAGACGGGGCGACAGUCUUCUUUCCCCAAAGCCUACCGAUUCUAUUUUGAUAACCGUCAGAUUUCUGCUGGGUAAAACCCCAUUUCGUUGGUGUUUUUCAUCUAAAUUGAACGGAGGAAUUAUAUUCAAAUGGAAAGACGCAGACUGCAGCUGUUGCUGUAGGCAGUCUAUGCCCUGCGCGAGGGAGUUGCGUCUUCUUCUGCCUCUCCCGCCAUCCAACGCUUCUUUCACCAGGUGAUGCAUUCAUCCACCAAGCCCGACAUGAUGAUGGGGGAGGGGCGCGUUGCGCGCAGGGUCUCCAGCUCUGGACGUUGAUCUAUUCUCAUCAGAGCCUCUCAAUGUGAUGCCCAAAUCAUUCAGGCGAGGCGUCCGGUUAUGUUGAAGAUUACGGAAAAUCCUGGACUAUAUUCAUUCCACUCUUCAGUUGACUGGGCACGCGGGACCAUUACCUUAAUGUAAGGACAAACAAAAUAUGCUUCAAGAUUUCGGUUUCAUUCCAUGGAACACUCAUUGUUAAACGAAUGGAAAAACCAGGAGCAGGAGAACAUGCUGCGUUAGAGACGCAUGAGGCAAGCACACUUGAAUACACGUCAACAAUAUUACAGCAUGAUCUAUAUUCUGUGUCCUCUCAUAUGCAAACAUGAGUGCACAGGUGUGUUAAAAUAGCAUUUUUUGGGGGAUGUGAAUACUGUUCAUUUUGCAGAUGUUCAAUUUCAGAAUGCACUGACAACGGUGCCCUGUUAUAAUGGUGCGGACUGUUGGCACAUGGUGGCAGGCACUGUAGUUUCUGACACCUUGCCUAAUUAAUUAUGCAUGUGCGAUUGAGCUGCAUUGACAGUGAUGAAAAGUAUCUUUAUUCAAGAGACCACUUCUUGAAUUUUUACGUGACUGCCGGGUGCGUGACAAGGACCAACAAGUGCACUUUUUCAAUUCAGCUCGACACACCCCAAGGAAACCAUGCCAGCUCGAUUCUAUGUGCACAAGACAUGUCCCCAGAAUCGCUGAGCUUGGCUAACAUCUAAAAAGCAGGGGUAAAUCACCAACCACCGUUGAAAACAAUGGAAUUGUCUGAAGUUCGAUGUUCCAGUGCAAGCGAAGAACUCUACACCAUCAACAGGACGCCAACCAGCAACAGCAGCACGCGACCCAAAAGGUUGUUGUGGCAGAACGCGGUUCGACACAUCACUGAGCAGAGGUUCAUCCAUGAGCAGAGCGAAGCGAAAGGCAUCACACCAGAUGAGCACUACGACCAAAGCCUACGGAAACAGUCUGCGGGUAGGACCUCGGUAGGCGACAGACACAACAAUGGGGGAACCAAAGUCUUCCCCGAGCGUGCGAGCAGUGACCUAGGAUUUCUCCAAAUCGAUUGCGCUCCGAGCAACUCAGACUUUUUCUUGAACUGGGGCUACACAUACAGAGGCGUAAUAUUCCCCACUCUACGCAAUUCUUUCAAAUCUCGGGACCUCGAGCAUCUGUACCAACGCUACUUUUUGGGCCAGAGGCGCAAAUCAGUGGUGGUGAUGAACAUUUUGGAUGUGGUGACCAAACUAACCCUGUUGGUUUUACAUUUAACUCUUGCGUCUUCGCCAAUGGAUCCCAUCAAAGGAAUGCUCUUGGGCUUUUUCACUGGCAUCGAAGUGGUCAUUUGUGCCUUAGUGGUAGUCCGAAAAGACACGACCUCUCACAGCUAUCUGCAAUACAGCGGCGUGGUGACGUGGGUGGUCAUGGCCACGCAGAUUUUGGCGGCUGGAUUGGGCUACGGACUUUUGGGCGACGGAGUCGGAUACGUGCUUUUCACCCUCUUUGCCACUUACAGUAUGCUUCCCUUGCCUCUCACUUGGGCUAUUCUGGCUGGUUUGGCCACCUCAACCCUCCACAUUGUUGUACAGCUAUUCAUCUCCCCAAAUGCACAGCUCUCCACAAAUCAGGUGGUGGCCCAGGCAGUGUUGUUCAUGUGUAUGAACACGGCUGGGAUCUUCAUCAGCUACCUGUCAGACCGUGCCCAGCGCCAGGCCUUCCUGGAGACCAGGAGGUGCAUCGAGGCCAGGCUCCGUCUGGAGACAGAGAACCAGAGACAGGAAAGGCUGGUGUUGUCCGUUUUACCCCGGUUUGUGGUAUUGGAGAUGAUCAACGACAUGACAAAUGUGGAUGACGAGCACCUCCAGCACCAGUUUCACAGAAUCUAUAUCCAUCGCUAUGAGAAUGUCAGCAUACUUUUCGCAGACGUUAAAGGAUUCACGAACCUCUCGACGACGCUAUCGGCGCAAGAGCUGGUGCGGAUGUUGAACGAGCUCUUUGCACGCUUCGACCGUCUAGCCCACGAGCACCAUUGUCUGAGGAUUAAGAUUUUAGGAGACUGCUACUACUGUGUGUCCGGUCUUCCUGAACCCCGACAGGACCACGCUCAUUGCUGUGUAGAGAUGGGCCUCAGCAUGAUUAAGACAAUCAGAUAUGUAAGAUCACGAACAAAGCAUGACAUCGACAUGCGCAUCGGGAUCCAUUCGGGAUCGGUCCUGUGUGGGGUGCUGGGACUGAGAAAGUGGCAGUUUGACGUGUGGUCGUGGGACGUGGACAUCGCCAAUAAGCUGGAGUCAGGGGGGAUCCCUGGACGAAUCCACAUCUCCAAGGCGUCCCUGGACUGCCUGAAUGGUGACUACGAGGUAGAGGAGGGCCAUGGCAAGGACCGCAACGAAUUCUUGCGCCGCCACAACAUCGAGACGUACCUGAUCAAGCAGCCCGAGGAGAGCCUACUCACGCUGCCCGAGGACAUCAUGAAGGAGGCGACCAGCACCGACCGACGAGUCAGCAGCACCACCUUCAACCAGGGCUCCUGGAGUCCCGAGCUGCCCUUCGACAACAUCGUGGGCAAGCAGAAUACUCUGGCUGCCCUAACAAGAAAUUCUAUAAAUCUGCUUCCAAACCAUCUUGCACAAGCUUUGCAUAUCAACUCUGGUCCUGAGGAAAUUAACAAAGGAAUAGAGAGUGCCAUCGACUUACGGAGUGGUGAUAAGUUGAGAAGAGAGCAUAUCAAGCAUUUCUCACUGAUGUUUAAAGACUCCAGCCUGGAAGAAAAGUAUUCCCAAAUGAGGGACGAAGUGUUCAAGUCCAACCUGGUGUGCGCCUUCAUCGUGCUCAUCUUCAUCACGGCCAUUCAGAGCCUGCUGCCUUCUGCCAGGAUGGUUACCAUGGUGAUCCAGUUUUCGGUGCUCAUCGUCCUGCACUCAUUCCUAGUCCUGGUGACCACGGCGGAGGACUACAAGUGUCUGCCGUUGGUCCUGCGAAAGUCCUGCUGCUGGAUCAAUGAGACCUACAUGGCCCGCAACGUCAUCGUCUUUGUCUCCAUCCUCAUCAACUUCCUGGCGGCCAUGAUCAACAUUCUGUGGUGUGAUUUUGACAAGUCCAGCACCUUCAGCAACCAGACCUUCAACACAUCCACCACCAUCCCUGACAUCUGCUUCUACCCUGAGUAUUUUGUGUUCACGGGGGUGCUCGCCAUGGUGACGUGCGCCGUGUUCCUGCGACUGAACUCGGUCCUAAAGCUCGCUGUGCUCCUGGUCAUGAUUGCUAUCUACUCCCUGCUCACUGAAGCCUUCUACACCUCCCUGUUUUUACGCUACGACUAUGUCCACCACAACACAGAAAAUUUCCUUGGGACCAAAGAGACCUCCUUGCUUCUGAUGGCUAUGUUCCUCCUUGCUGUAUUUUACCACGGGCAGCAGCUGGAAUACACUGCCCGGCUGGAUUUCCUCUGGCGUGUCCAGGCCAAGGAGGAGAUCAACGAGAUGAAGGAGCUCCGGGAACACAACGAGAACAUGCUCCGGAAUAUUCUGCCAAGUCACGUUGCCCGCCAUUUCCUGGAGAAGGAUCGGGAUAAUGAGGAGCUUUACUCCCAGUCAUACGAUGCUGUGGGUGUGAUGUUCGCCUCCAUCCCGGGCUUUGCCGACUUCUACUCCCAAACAGAGAUGAACAACCAAGGAGUGGAGUGUCUGCGCCUCCUCAACGAGAUCAUUGCCGACUUUGACGAGCUGCUUGGUGAGGAACGAUUCCAGGACAUUGAGAAGAUUAAGACUAUCGGCAGCACCUACAUGGCAGUCUCCGGACUGUCACCAGAAAAACAACAAUGUGAGGACAAGUGGGGUCAUCUGUGUGAGCUGGCCGACUUUGCCAUCGCCCUGAACGAGAGCAUCCAGGAGAUCAACAAGCACUCCUUCAACAACUUUGAGCUAAGAAUUGGCAUGGCACACGGCUCGGUGGUGGCGGGUGUGAUCGGCGCCAAGAAGCCCCAGUACGACAUCUGGGGCAAGACAGUGAACCUGUCGAGCCGCAUGGACAGCACAGGCGUGAGUGGCAAGAUCCAGGUGCCUGAGGACACCUACCUGAUCCUGAAGGAGCGAGGCUUCGCCUUCGAGUACCGUGGCGAGAUCUACGUGAAGGGCAUCAGCGAGCAGGAGGGCAAGAUCCGCACACACUUCCUGAUGGGCCGUGUGCAGCCCAACCCGCUCAUCAUGCAGCCGCGCAAGCUCCAGGGCCAGUACUCGCUGGCGGCCGUAGUGCUGGGCCUGGUCCAGUCGCUCAACCGACAAAAGCAGAAGCAGAUCCUGAACGAUAACAACAACUCGGGCAUCAUGAAGGGCCAUCACCACUACAACAGGAGGACGUUGCUGGCCCCUGGGGGGGCAGAGGUUGGCCAUGCCGAAGUGGCAGAUAAGACUGAGUUGCCCUGAAGAGGCCCGCUGCAAAAAAUAAGGGAGGGAGGGGACUUGACAGGACUGUGCUUUCUGUUUUCAUCCGCCCUCAUUGCAUCGAUUUGUCCAUUCAUCCAUCUGUCCAGCCAUCCAUCUAUCUAUCCUUCUGACAAUUCAAUGUUCUGCCUACUAUACCCCCUAACCCCUUGCCUGGUGUCAAUGUUUCUGUUUUGUAUUUCUUUUAUAUAAGAGAACACAAUAAAGGAGUUUAAUUUUUUAUAGAUAA